GAGAUGUUCUGAAAGCUGAGGAGGAGCGCACAAACAUCAUUAGAGGUGUUGAUGACACGUCAGUCAUACUUAAAUAAAGAAGCAUCAGACACGUUCACGUCACUCACUGGACGGACGAUGCGUUUUACAGUUACAGUACACUAGUAAAAGAUCCACUGCUUUUACUCACCAGAAUCAGCAGGAAAUGAGUUCUGCUCUCAUUCAUGACAAACUAUUUAUCAAGACAUUCUGGGAGCAGAAGAUUGUCAAUCACAAUCACAUGUCAGACGUCGAGGAUCAGAGAAUGAAGGGCAGCGCGCUCACGAGGCUGCGUGAUGAAUGGCUCCAGAGGCUGGAGACUCGUACAAAACAUCUGAAGAAUUUCAGCGACAACCGCGGCCCAAAGUUGACCACUGCCUAAAGAAGAGAUGGCACUGAUGCGUGCCAUCCACCACAUGAGCUCAAUAAACAGAGAU
This is a messenger RNA of Xyrauchen texanus (razorback sucker), 455 nucleotides long. RefSeq names its product protein FAM240B. The record is from RefSeq and is a predicted model, not a curated record. Lineage: Eukaryota; Metazoa; Chordata; Actinopteri; Cypriniformes; Catostomidae. The transcript has 3 exons. The coding region runs from base 185 to 400 and encodes 71 amino acids.